Messenger RNA from Dictyostelium purpureum, 1459 nucleotides. RefSeq lists its product as uncharacterized. The coding region runs from base 21 to 1382 and encodes 453 amino acids. The transcript is spliced from 5 exons. Lineage: Eukaryota; Evosea; Eumycetozoa; Dictyosteliales; Dictyosteliaceae. The record is from RefSeq and is a predicted model, not a curated record. Gene Ontology annotation, molecular function: toxin activity.
CAAAAUUCAAAUAAUUAUAAAUGGAGUCAGCUUCAAUUAAAAACAUGAAUGAUUUCUUAGAGUACAACCAAAAACAUAAAGUAGUUGUCAAAAGAAAUAAUUCUAUUAACUCUGAAAAUAGAGUAUUUUUCAACUUUAAAAGAGAUCUUGGUACUUGGUUAGGUGGUUUGGUUGGCUCCAUCCCAUUUGUUGGUGCAAUGGCUGCUGCAUGGUUUAAUAUUGGUUAUACUCACUUUUUUAUGGAUGGUGAAGGUCAAAUUUAUGUUCCAUUAUCUGCUUUUCAAGAAAUGUUAAAUGAAUUGAGAAAAGAAAUGGAGGAAUUAAUGAAUAGAAAAUUAGAUGAAAUGUAUGUUGAUUUGGCCAAUAAAGCUUUUGCUGCUCUUCAAGCUGCUUGUAAUGAAUAUAAUACCAGAGUCGCCGCUUAUGAAAAAGCUUAUGGGUCAGGAAGAUCAAUGGGAUCAAUGGAUUCAAAAUCAGUUCCAAAUUACUUAAAGAUGAAUAUUGCUGAUGAAAAAUUAAUCAAUUCUGAUGAAAAUGCAUUAAAAGAAAUGAUAAGAAUGCAACAUUCAAUUGUUAUUAAUGAAAUGGAACGUUGCUUUAUUUUAUUCACUGAAGGAACAACAGAUCAAAACAAAUUGUUAAUUGGUAAUUUGGUUACUGGUACUUUGUUCUACGUCUUGAUCCAAAGAGAUGUAUUUUAUAAGGGUGCUGAAUGGGGUUUUCCUAAUGACUAUAUCAAUCGAUCCAAAGUUAUGAUCUCAGAAAGAAUUGAUAAGUCAAUGGGCCAUAUCACCAAGUUAUUGGGUAAAGGUUUAAGUAUGACUGAAGUCUCCAAAGAAAACUCACCAGAUAUUUAUAAUAUCUAUAAACAAUUUGCUUAUUUGGAUGUUACAAGAUUUCCAUUGGGCUCUAAAAGAUAUCCAGUUAGUUCAAAUCAUACUGCAGUUAUUCCAACCGAGUUUAAUGAUGGUGAAAAGUAUACUUAUAUUAUAGAAACCAAAGGUUCAAAGAUGACAGAUCCACUUAUUAGCCAACAAGUUGAACAUAUAUACGAUUGUCAGUCAUUUAAUUGUUCAAGUUACGAAUUUAAAGUAUCCAGACCAUCAAAAUCAUUUACAUCAGCUGUUAUCUACAUUCAUACAUCUGUUGAGGUUGAUUCAUCAAAUCCACUAACUACUUUUACUGUUGAUGGCACAUCAUAUACAUCAACAUCUGAGGAUGUAAAGGAUGAAGUAUUUUACCUUGGAUGGCCAUUAACAAGAUAUGCCAAACUCACAGUUUCAUUCAACCAACCAAAGACAGAAUUUACAGUUAAACAAAGUUAUCCAGCAUCCGGUUAUCCAGUUAUUUAUGGUUGCCAUGCUAAACUAAUUCUUAAAUAAUCACAAGGUUCAUUAAUUAUUAAAUUAUUUUUGGUCUAAUAUUAUUAAAUAAAUUAUAAUAUUCAUUUGCUUUUAUG